AGCUGCCUUGUGAAAUUGGUUAAAGGCAAAAGCGACUGACAGUGACCUCCAUGGUUAACAAUAACAACACCUGGAUCUGGGUGAAUCGCUCUAGCUACUAUAUACAAGUGCAGUUCACCACCACAGCUCUCUCCCUCUUCCUCCUCCCUGUGCUCUGCUAGGAUCUUGGAUAGGAUUGAUGAAUGAUAGUGUGUAGUAGUUUUAACAGUAGUUCACAGUGGACGGUGUGUGAUAGUAGUAGGUGUGAGAUCGAGAAGAGGAUAUGGAGGUGUUCAUCCACGAGGACUACGUGAACAAGCGCAACGAGGUGAGGAGGGAGCAGAGGCGGCGGCGGCAGCUGCAGAUGCUGCGGGUGGAGGGCAACCCCGACGCGUCCCGGCAGGCGCUGGAGAGCCCGAGGGCGCCGACGCCAACCGGCGCGUCGCCGUCGUCCAGCGUCAGAUCCCCAACUGCGACCGCGCUGCAGUCGCCGCCGGCCGCGGCGGAGGCUGCUGCUGCUGGUGGUUGGCCGUCGGAGCAUCGCCGCCUCUACGACUGCCUCAAGCCCUACUAGCAGGCUGUCGGCGCGACACGAGAGCGAGUGUGGUCAUACACUCAUACGUACGUGGCAUGUCGUCAGUCCAACCGAGACUAUCUCCAACAAUCGUCACCCCAAAUACAAGACCCAUCCAUUUGUUCUUUGGAUAGCGCUACAGGUAAAAGGUUCCAUACCUAUUUUUAGUCUUCUCCAACGACAAGACCUAAAAGACAACACUCUCUGCAAAUGGGUCUCGAGAAGAGAGGAUACCCAAAUUUGGGUUAUGCCUCUUCUGAUACCCAAAAUAGGUCUUCUGUAUGGGUACUCUGUUGGAGGCUAUAGGUAUUGUAUUGUGUUGGAGACCCAUUUUAGGUUUGGGUUGCCAAAUGGGUCUCCAUAGCCUAAGCGUGGAGUCUUCUGUUACUGCUCGUACUGCGUUGGUAUGGUAUCUGCCGUGAUUGGCCGUGUAUGCACCAGGUUGUUGAAAACUUGAGAUUUUGAAACGCUUCAUGGAGUUGCAGAUAUGCUGUCAGCCCUUUUUUAUCUGCCGUUGGCAA
Molecule: messenger RNA, 1074 nt
Organism: Sorghum bicolor (sorghum)
Lineage: Eukaryota; Viridiplantae; Streptophyta; Magnoliopsida; Poales; Poaceae
Exons: 1
Coding region: 263-553 (96 amino acids)
Source: RefSeq, a predicted model, not a curated record